Molecule: messenger RNA, 831 nt
Organism: Diaporthe citri
Lineage: Eukaryota; Fungi; Ascomycota; Sordariomycetes; Diaporthales; Diaporthaceae
Exons: 3
Coding region: 1-831 (276 amino acids)
Source: RefSeq, a predicted model, not a curated record
AUGGCAGGCAUGUCCGACGCCGUUCUGGCGACCGAAGAUCUAGCGCUGCGCUUUGAUAUCCCCAUCCUUGAGGAUCUCAGAGGUCUCUUCAGGGACAAGUAUGUGGUGUAUGAGCACGCAUUCCGGAACGUGUGGCCAAAUGCCACCGAUCGCCUCAUCACGGCGAUCAAGCCUGUUUCGACCACUCUAUAUGCCAACAGGACUUGGGAUGCACUCUUGAAGGCGAACUCGUCCGUCACGGACUCUUCCAACAAUGGCACAUACAGAGUGGAUCUGUCUCGACUCAUCGGUGGCGGUUCGCAGACGUUCAAAGUAUCUGCAUCAGCAUCACCGCCUGGGUACCACAAGGUGAACGCGAUAUUCCGUGACUAUAUCGUCAGCACAGCAGCUCCAUGCGUCUGGCUGGAUAGCAAUCGACCGCGGGAGGCGGCACUACUUGACAGUCUUCUACGUCGUUUCCAGCCCAACACAGCUAACCUCGGCUGGUUUCCUAAUGGGGACGAAAUGGCCGGUGUCACGCAGCUGGCAAGAAACGGCGCAUACGUCGCUGCUACGGACUUCUACUCCAACCCGACCAUAUUCAGUGGGUUCAGACCUGGGGACCAGCACCGACAGCCUCCGAAACCCGAGUCAUCACCGCGCCCUCCCCCAAAGAACAGCACCAAAAUCUUCCUGUCUCUCGUCUAUCUCGAAGGCGACAACGUCCAAUACAACCAGCGGCGCAUGUUCACACAUUGGAACGACGCCGCGAGGGGAGAUGUCCCGCUCGGCUGGACCAUCAGCGCACUCCGAGUCCUACGCGACAUCGGGCCCGGCAUCCUUUCGUACUAG